Aegilops tauschii subsp. strangulata is the source of this 5172-nucleotide messenger RNA. Its product is annotated as receptor kinase-like protein Xa21. Gene Ontology annotation, molecular function: protein binding; protein kinase activity; ATP binding. The record is from RefSeq and is a predicted model, not a curated record. Lineage: Eukaryota; Viridiplantae; Streptophyta; Magnoliopsida; Poales; Poaceae. Gene Ontology annotation, biological process: protein phosphorylation.
AUGUUCCAUACCAAGGAAGAGAGAGUGAAAAUAACCACGCACAGAACCAUGUGGCGGAGGGGUACACCGCUGCCACGGCGCCUCGUCGGAAUCAAAUGUCUUGUGCUUCUCCUGCUCUCCACCAUGGGGGUGACGCGCGCACAUGACGGAGAUGAGAGCGCUCUCGAAGCAUUCAAGGAAAGGAUUUCAGACCAUUCAAGGGUGCUGUCCUCCUGGAACAGGAGCAUCAGCUACUGCGCCUGGGAGGGCGUCACGUGCAGCCAGAGGCACCGAUCGAGGGUGGUCGCUCUGGACCUCAACUCCCAGGGGCUCGCCGGCACCAUCUCCCCUGCCGUCGGCAACCUCACGUUCCUCCGCACACUCAACUUGAGCCUCAACCCCUUGUACGGCGAGAUCCCUCCCAGCAUCGGCUCCCUCCGCCGCCUCAGGUACCUUGGCCUGCAAGGGAACAUGCUCACCGGUGCGAUUCCAAGCAACAUUAGCCACUGCAGCAGCCUCAGGAAGAUGGUAAUUGCUGACAAUAAGGGGUUGCAAGGAAGCAUACCUUCUGAGAUCGGCAACAUGCAAUCGCUACGUCUUGUACACCUAUACAACAACAGCCUCACCGGGACCAUCCCGUCGUCACUCGGGAACCUCUCCCAGGUGACUAUCUUGUCGCUGGCAGCUAACCAUCUCCAGGGAUCGAUCCCUGAGGGCAUUGGGAACAUCCCACCUCUCGAGUUCCUUCAGCUGGCCAUAAAUAACCUCUCAGGUUUGUUUCCUCUUUCGCUGUACAACCAGUCAUCUCUGCACAGAUUUUAUGUGGCGGACAACAACCUGCACGGCCGUCUACCAGCUGAUCUGGGGAGAGGCCUUCCAAACAUGCAACAGUUUGCGAUGGGGGACAAUCAAUUUACUGGAGUUGUGCCUCCAUCACUAACUAAUCUCUCCAGACUUCAGGUUUUUGAUGCUCCAAAUAACGGAUUCAGUGGGGUUGUCCCUUCAGAGUUGGGAAGAUUGCAGUAUCUUAGAUGGUUUUGUCUGGAUGUGAACAAGUUCGAGGCAAACAAUGAGCGAGAAUGGCAAUUCCUUACUUCUUUGACAAACUGUAGCAGGCUGCGACUGAUGUCUAUAGAACAAAACAGGUUCUCAGGGCAAUUGCCAACCUCAAUAUCUAACUUAUCCACAAACAUCCAAGAGCUAAGUAUUUUGGCCAACAAUAUAUCUGGUACUAUCCCAUCAGAUAUUGGAAAUUUCAUAGGUCUGGAGGUGCUUCAUCUUGGUCACAACUUACUCACCGGGAUAAUUCCUGAUAGCAUAGGGAAGCUUACACAAUUGAAGGAGCUACACCUGGGCUACAACAACUUAUCAGGAUCUAUCCCGUCCUCCAUUGGAAACCUCACCGGUCUGUCUAAGUUUGAUGCAAGCUUCAACAGCUUGGAGGGACCAAUCCCAUCAAGCAUCGGAAAAUUGACAAAACUUUCACAGCUAGAUCUAUCGAGAAACCAUCUUAAUGGCACAAUUCCAAGUGAAAUUAUGCAACUAUCAUCGAUCUCAAUAUAUUUGGCUUUGUCUUACAACUUGCUGAAGGGACCUCUUCCUUCAGAAGUUGGUAAGUUGGUAAAUCUCGGGCAGCUUCUUCUAUCCGGGAACCAACUGUCUGGUAAAAUACCUGCAACCAUUGGUGGCUGCAUAGUCCUGGAAACCCUCUUAAUGGAUGGCAAUUCAUUCCAAGGAAACAUCCCUCCCAGUUUGAAGAACAUAAAAGGGCUUACUGUGCUGAAUUUGACGAACAACAAACUGAAUGGAAGCAUUCCAGGGGACCUGAGCAAUAUUACCAGCUUGGAGGAAUUGUAUCUUGCACAUAAUGAUCUAUCAGGGCCAAUACCUGAACUCCUAGGUUAUUCAACAUCGCUGUUCCACCUCGACAUAUCCUUCAACAAUUUACAAGGUGAAGUACCAAAAGAAGGGAUUUUCAGGAAUUUAACUGGACUAUCAAUUGUUGGCAACAAUGAGUUAUGUGGUGGAAUAGCACAGCUUCAACUGCCAAAAUGCCCAAGCUCCAAGAAAGGCUUGCCAAAGUCUCUGAGAAUAGUUGUCCCUACAACAGGAGGUAUCCUGGUCUUCCUUGCAGCUCUUGCUUUAGCUGGAUUUCUGUACACAAAAUUUAAGCCAGGGUUGAGGAAAGAACUACGGUCACCUCAGACGACCAAGAUUGACCUUCCAAUGGUUUCAUACAAUGACAUACUCAAAGCAACGGAUGGGUUUUCAGAAGCCAAUCUGCUUGGGAAGGGAAGAUAUGGUACUGUAUACAAAGGUACUCUAGAAAAUUUCGCUGCGGCCGUGAAGGUGUUUAAUCUGCAGCAAUCCGGAUCCUACAAAAGCUUCCAGGAUGAAUGUGAGGCACUAAGAAGAGUUAGGCACCGUUGCCUUGUAAAAAUCGUCACGUGCUGUUCAAGCAUCAACCACCAAGGCCAAGACUUCAGAGCGCUAGUCUUCGAGCUCAUGCCUAAUGGCAGCUUAGACCGCUGGAUCCACCCAGACAUUGAAAGUCAAAACAGAAAUGGAACACUCAGCUUGUCACAGAGGUUAGAUAUCGCUGUUGACCUUGUGGAUGCUUUAGACUAUCUACACAAUGGUUGCCAACCUUCCAUCAUCCAUUGCGAUCUCAAGCCAAGCAACAUUCUUCUCACUGGUGACAUGAGGGCUCGUAUUGGGGAUUUUGGUAUCGCUAGAAUUCUUAAUGAAGGUGGAAGCGAAGCUUCUGCAAAUUCCCUUAGCUCCAUCAGAAUAAGAGGAUCCAUUGGAUAUGUUGCUCCAGAAUAUGGAGAAGGGCUUUCGGUAUCAACUUAUGGUGAUGUGUACAGCCUCGGGAUCACCUUGAUCGAGAUGUUUACCGGAAGGUGCCCGACAGAUGAUAUGUUCAGAGAUGGGUUAACCCUGCAAUACUUCGCAAAGUCAGGUGGUCUUCCUGGGAAUGUCAUGGAGAUAGCAGACUCCAACAUCUGGCUGCAUGAUGAAGCAAAUGAUUGCAAUGAUACAGAACAUGUAACUAUAGCUGAGGAAUGUUUGGCUGCCGUUAUCAAGCUUGGUGUCUUAUGCUCAAAGCAAUUGCCUAGAGAGCGGCUGUCAACAAGUGAUGCUGCUGCAGAGAUGCAUGGCAUCAGAGAUGCCUACCUCGGUAAUAGUGAAGUGAUGUCGAACUAUAUGAAAAAACCACUACCAUAUGCUGAUUAGCAUGGGUUCUCCAAAUUGAUUAUUGAAAUCUGUAGUUAUAUUGUGGUGUAAACUCUAUCAACUGGUACUGUAUUAUCCACCUUAUACGCGUCAUCAUUUGUGCCAACAUUGGUGUGGUCUAGGGUAUAAAUAAGACAGACAUAUGCCCUCCAUCAGUUAAUUUCAGUCAACCAAUUCCUGAAUCAACCAGGCUCUGCAAGAGAAGAGUCGCGGCUCAGGGUGACUUUUGUUUCUAAGCUGCAUGUGGUUCUGAGAUUGAGAAUUCCUCAUUUGGUUUCACAUUCUUAAGCAUGAUUACUCCAUUCUUAAUUGGGCCUAUAACUCAUAGCAGAGCAUACACAUUUGAAUUUCUUUAUUAUCUUCUUGAACAAUUACUUUUUGUCAAUUCAUAUUCCAUAGAAUAUCUAGUGUACCCUUGAGCAAAUAAAAGAAAAUAUUUACUAAAAACAACAAUGAUAAGAAUAUUUACUAACUAUUCAUCACUGUACACAGUACACACAGUUGAUACAUAAGUAAUAGCCCCUGUUCAAGGAUUCGUCCGAUUAAUCUCUACUCGUACGGUCAGCGAGUAGCCGGUAAACUGAUAAAUCAGCCGAUUAAUUGAUUAACUUGCCGAUUAGCCUAUUAAUCCCCUACUCGCCAGCCAAACGAGCAGUUACCAGGUAACAAUUUCCUCAACAAUGGUAAUAGCUAGAUUAUUAAGCGCAAGAAUGACAAGACUAUGAAGCUAAACUACUCUACCUAACUCCCUCCUGGUGAAAAACAUGCCAAAACAUACCGAAUGUGUGAGCUGUCAAUAUCGACAUACUUGGACCAGUAUGCCUUGUACUUGGAGAUGGGUUAAACCCUGCAAUACUUUGCACAUGCAGCAAGUCUUCCUGCGAAUGUCAUGAAAAUAGCAGAUUCCAACAUCUGGCUGCAUGAUGAAGCAAACAAUAGCACUAAUACAGAAAAUAUAACCAGAGACCAGGAAUGUUUGGCUGCCAUCAUCCAGCUUGGUGUCCUAUGCUCAAACAACUGCCUAGAAAAAGAAUGUCAACAAGUGACGCUGCUGCAGAGAUGCAUGCUAUCAGAGACACCUACCUCAGUAAUCAGUGAUUAAUUCAUGUCAAAUCAUAUGAACAAACCACUACCACAUGCCGAUUAACAAGGGUUCUCUGGAUUUAUUCUUGAAUCGGUAGUAUAUUGUGAUUCAAACUAUGAGCUGGUACAUUAACCAACAAAAAAUAUCACUACCAGAUGAGGUGAAAAAAGGUGCUACAUGUGAAGAAAAAACUCAAUUAAAAUGGGUGCUGUAAAAAGGUUCUACAUGGGCACAUCACUAGACAUAACUGAGUCAGUUCUCCAGAGUUACCUUUUGUUGCAUUUCCAGCCCCCUUUGUUGAAGCACUAUCCCUCGUUGACUCAGCUUCUUGCUGCAACUUCAGGUUCAGUGCUACUUCAAAGGGAAGAACUUCAGGUUCAGUUCUAGUAUUCAUAGGGAAUGAGCACUGAACCUUCCUUUUUCCCUAAAAAAAAUCCAGCACAAGCUCUACGCAAACAGCCACCUGUUCAUUCUCCACUCUCAGCUUCUCUUUUCUUCUUACAGAAGGCAUAGAAAAAUUACUCCAUUUGUUUCCACAUUCUUACGCAUAAUUACUCCAUACUUAUUGGGCCUGUAAUUCAUAUACUCCCUCCGUCCGGAAAUACUUGUCAUCAAAAUGGAUAAAAGGGGACGUAUCUAGACGUAUUUUAGUUCUAGAUACAUCUCUUUUUAUCCAUUUAGAUGGCAAGUAUUUUCGGACGGAGGGAGUACCAGAUAAUAAACAGUUGGGUUUCUUUAUUACCUUGUUGAACAUUUACUGUUCUUUCAAUUCAUUUUUGUAUCCUUGAAUGAGCAGAAGAAUAUUUACUAUGCUGUGACUUACAAAUCACUGUGCAUGUAGUUGAUACAUGAGAAAAAGCUACUCCCUCCGU